AUGUCCUCUGGGCAAUCCAUUGUCCGGCGCCCAUUGUUCUCCAAGUCGAAUAUCGAGUUGAUCAACUCGCUGAGAUCGAACUUUGCUUCAUUUCAGCACAACCACUCCUCCGAAACCACCGACCAAACCCUGGAUUACAAACAAUGGACCACCGAGGAAAACGACAUAUUGUACGUGCCGUCCUGGCGACCUACGCCUCUCACGGAACCGCGAGAGUCCUACGACGUGACUGUCAAGCUCUUCUUCCUCCCCGGUAUUCCGAGCACGAGGCGAUGUAAACACACUGAGGAAGCGAUUGAUCUAGUCCUGAAGGAGCUGGGGAUCGAGAAUAUAGACCUUUUGAUAGUGAGCUACCCCGGCGUAACGUUCGACGCCGACGACGAAGAAGAGGUCUCGGCCGACGAAGACGAGAGCGCACGGAGUGACGAGUCGGAAGGCCUCGACGCCCAGAUCAAGACGUGGCAGGUCCUGGAGUCGUUACAUGAAAAGGGCGUCAUAUCCCAACUUGGCGUCUCCGAGUUCAGCUCCGAGCGCCUCGACAAGUUCCUGCCAGAGGUCAAGGUGCGGCCGACCGUCGACCAGAUCAAUGUCAAGGACUGCUGCGUCGUGCCGAAAUCACUGAUCAUGUACGCCAAGGAGAACAAGAUCGAGCUGCUAACUCAUGCUGAUUGCAUGGACAUAUUGCCACCCGGCACGACGAGGGAGCUGUUGGGUCCCAGCAAGGACGGAGCCGGUAUCCUUGCGGCAUGUCCAGAUGCCGGUGCGGACGAACCCGGUUUAAAGGGCGACAUUGAGCCGCAGUGGGUGGUGAAAUAUACGGCUGUGGUGAAGAACCGUGGUGUGGUUGAGAACAAAGGCUACUUUGCUGUCGCCCAACUGGGUAACUGCAUCGAACAGAAGCCCGAUGAAGCGUUAUAA
Molecule: messenger RNA, 918 nt
Organism: Exophiala spinifera
Lineage: Eukaryota; Fungi; Ascomycota; Eurotiomycetes; Chaetothyriales; Herpotrichiellaceae
Exons: 1
Coding region: 1-918 (305 amino acids)
Biological process (GO): glutathione biosynthetic process
Cellular component (GO): glutamate-cysteine ligase complex
Molecular function (GO): enzyme regulator activity; glutamate-cysteine ligase catalytic subunit binding
Source: RefSeq, a predicted model, not a curated record